Glarea lozoyensis ATCC 20868 is the source of this 1056-nucleotide messenger RNA. RefSeq names its product GroES-like protein. Lineage: Eukaryota; Fungi; Ascomycota; Leotiomycetes; Helotiales; Helotiaceae. Bases 1 to 1056 code for a protein of 351 amino acids. Gene Ontology annotation, molecular function: oxidoreductase activity, acting on NAD(P)H. The transcript is spliced from 6 exons. The record is from RefSeq and is a predicted model, not a curated record.
AUGUCUAAGAACUACGCAAUUGUGGUGCAAAAGCGGGGCGAAGCCGCAAAGGAAGAAGUUCCAAUUCCAAAACUGAGAGAUGACUACAUUUUGGUCAAGGUGGUUGCUGUGGCAUUGAAUCCAACCGAUUGGAAACACGUCGAUUUCCUAACAAGCAAAGGAUGCCAUAUUGGCUGUGAUUAUGCUGGAACCGUUGAGGAGGUCGGUAGCAAGGUCACCAAAGAUUUUAAGAAGGGAGAUCGUAUUGCUGGAUUUGCUCACGGAGGCAACGAGGUCUACCACGAGGAUGGUGCCUUUGCAAACUACAUUACCGUCAAAGGCGAUGUCCAAAUCAAAAUCCCAGAAAAUCUCUCGUUCGAAGAAGCCGCUACUUUGGGAGUAGGAAUCACCACCGUUGGACAAGGUCUCUACCAAUCCCUUGGACUUCCUCGUGUCUCCUCACCAAGCAAGAACAACGAAUCCAUCUUGAUCUACGGCGGUAGCUCAGCAACCGGCUCACUCGCCAUCCAAUACGCCAAACUCUCCGGCUUCAAAGUCCUCACCACCUGCUCUCCCCACAACUUCGACUACGUCAAAUCCCUAGGCGCUGACGAAGUAUUCGACUACAACUCCCCAACCUGCUCCAGCGACAUCCAAAAAUCAACCUCCAACAACCUCACCCACGCAUUCGACUGCAUCUCCGAAGGCUCGUCACCAAAAAUCUCCGUCUCGGCCCUCGCCACCGACAAGUCAUCCACUUACAGCACCCUCCUCCCUGUCCCAGCCGGACAGGUCAAAAAAAUCAACGACAAGGUGACCAUGAAAUCCACGCUCGGAUACACCAUCUUCGGCGAGGACUUCAAGUUCGGCGAGAUGAAAUUCCCGGCUAAGAAGGAGGAUUUCGAGUUUGGGCAGGGAUUUUGGGAGGAGGCGAGAGGAUUGCUGGAGCAGGGGAGGGUUAAAGUUCAUAAACCGAGUGUUAAUAAGCACGGGAAAUCCUUUGAGGGCGUCCUCAAGGGUAUGGAUGCGAUGCGUCAAGGUAAGGUGUCGGGUGAGAAGUUGGUUUUCACUAUUUAG